AUUACCGGAAAAUUUUGAUGCAUUAAUUUCGGAGAAUACAAUUACAUUAGAAAUAUUAGAUCAAUUCUAUAUUGAUUUUCAUACAAGAGAACAUAUUGAUGAACGAUUAAAUAAAAGUUGUAAAAAAAUUCAAGAUCAUUUAAAUUUACAUAGUUGUAUAACACGAAUUGUACUUAAAAUGGUUGCUGAACAUUUUAAUGGUAUAAUGAUUAUACCAUUUCUUAAUGAAUUUAAUAAAAUUCCACGUUUUAUAUCCAUUAUUGAUAUAUUUGAUGAUUUAAUAAAAUCACGUCUUAUAUCAACAACUGAACUUCUUGUUUUUUCUAAACAAGAUAUUAUUAUUAAAAAAUCAUCUCUAUUAAAACAUUUUGAAUCUAUAUCAUUAUUUUAUAACCGUAAUGCUGAUUUACUUCCUGAAAUAACAUUAGUUAUGCGUGAAGAUGAUUAA
Messenger RNA from Rotaria sp. Silwood1, 448 nucleotides. Lineage: Eukaryota; Metazoa; Rotifera; Eurotatoria; Philodinida; Philodinidae. The record is from the annotation of a GenBank genome assembly.